Parus major (Great Tit) is the source of this 2178-nucleotide messenger RNA. It is a transcript of the gene LRRC30, whose product is annotated as leucine rich repeat containing 30. Bases 34 to 1062 code for a protein of 342 amino acids. NCBI's taxonomy places the organism in Eukaryota, Metazoa, Chordata, Aves, Passeriformes, Paridae. The record is from RefSeq and is a predicted model, not a curated record. The transcript has a single exon. Gene Ontology annotation, molecular function: protein binding.
CAGCAGCUAUGGAAACUGUUCCGGUGGACUGAGAUGCACUUCACAGGCUCCUCCUUGUCUCCUUGCUUUGACUUUCCCACCUCCUGCAGGCUGUCAUCCUCUGUUAGCAUUUGCAUAUUGCAAGGGAAUAAAACCUCAGUUCUCUCAGGAGUGAACCGGAGUGUUAUGGGAACUGAGCACUCAAAGAACGAGGAGCGAAGGACCAUGGUUUUCCUUAGGAAAGGCCCGAAGCUGCCUGCAUGGGAAGACGCCCUUCUCGCAGGGAGAGAGCCCAAGUCACUGCUGAAACGGGGAUUGCGUUAUGUCAGCUUGAGCCUCAUAAUGAAAGGGAUGACCAGCACACCUGACUUCUUGUGGGGGCUGCAUGAGGUGCAGAAGCUGAACCUUUCACGCAACCAGCUGGUGGUGAUUCCCCCUUCUCUGGGGAAGCUGGACAGGCUUGUAGUGCUGAACUUGGGUGGCAACUGCCUCAAGUGUCUGCCUAAGGAGAUCGGGCUGCUGAGGAACCUGAAGGUCUUGUUUGUCAAUAUGAACUGCCUGAAAGAGGUGCCAGCAGAGCUCAGCUUGUGCAGGAAGCUGGAGGUUCUGAGCCUCUCACACAACUGCAUCUCACAAUUGCCUUUGAGCUUCACCGACCUGACAAGUUUGAGGAAACUGAACCUCAGUAACAACCGCUUUGUGCAAAUUCCGCUCUGCAUUUUCGCCCUGAGAAGCUUAGACUUCUUGCACCUAGGGUCCAACAAGCUGGAAAACAUCGCAGAGAGUAUCCAGUACCUGGUCAAUCUGCAAAUCUUUAUCGUGGAAAAUAACAACAUUCGCAGUCUGCCACGGUCUCUGUGCUACAUCAGCACUCUGGAGUUACUGAACGCUGACUACAACGCCAUCCAGACCCUCCCAGAUGACCUGUACCUGCUGCGCCGGCUGCGCCGCAUUGCCUGGAACCCCAUGGACAAAGGCCUCCACAUCGCCCACAACCCCUUGUCCCGGCCCCUGCCCGAGGUCGUCGAGGGGGGGCUGGAUGUCCUCUUCAACUACCUCAGGGACAAAAAGGAGCACAACUGAGUUUCUGCUGAGCUUGGGAUUAAGCCUGUCAUCAAGACUCAAUCGCACCGGAGAGCUUUCCUGCUCAGGCAUUUCCACUUCAUAAUGCUCGGAUUUCGAAGGCUGUGGAUGGCUUUAGUAACACUUGGAGGAAAGCAAGUAAAGUAUGACGGUCUUGAUUAAGUGUGUGAAGAGCAAACUUUCUAGGAGCAGGCACCUCUGUAACCUUCACUGUUGUGGUAGUUGGGGUUUUUUUUAGAAAAAAAAUACAACCAACAAACUUGUGAUAAAAUAUUUGCUCUUCAUUUGACAGAAACAAAUUAAAGCAUACUGACAGACUUCCAGAAAUGUGCAUUUGACAGCUAUUAGGCUGGAGAAAUAUUAAUAUAAGUUAGACUUUCUCUCUAUGAUUGCAAUUGCAUUUCUGCUCCUGCUCACUUCUUCAUACACAGGUAAACCACGAUAUAAACAAACACUGCUAUCUAAGCGAAUCUCAAGGAAAAUGUUUGCUUUUGGCACUGAAUAUAUCCUGAGCUAUAUUAGCUCACCAACAAUAUAUUACUGGUCAGUUCAAUACCACUUGUUGUUUACCCUACAGCUGUGCUCUGGCCUGUAUAAAUUACAGGUAGAGAUUGCCAGUGACGAGGCAAUUUGCCAGUUCUUCAGAAGUAGAUCCCAAACUUCCCCAGAGCUCCUACUUCCCCUGGUGAGACUAGCAGCCCUUCACUCGGAGCCUCCUAGGAUGCUGACAGCAGUGCUUCACAUCAGCUGGGAGCAGCAUCUGCACAAAGCAGAGAAAGGACUGUGGCUUCUUCCCUCACACAAAAGAUGGAGUUGCUCAUUCCUAGGGGUCCAACUGCCCUCCAUUCCCUUUCCCAUAUCCCUGCAAUCCGAGCUAUGGGGUGACUUUACUCAGGAGGCAGUACAUCUCCUAAAGGUGAAAUACUUCUUUCAGGAAAAACAGCAUCAACCCAGUCAUCACCUUAAGUAAGAGCUUCAAAAACAAAUAGUUAUUUCUGGGAUCGUCAGUAUCAGCCAGUAGCAUAAAAGUCAGGUCUUAUGUGGUUUCUUAUAUUGAUCUUCUGUGAAUGCCCUUCAUCAAACUUUUAUCUGGUAAUAAAGAGGCAGUAUGAAAGA